AAAAGGUACUCUCCAACAAAACCAGGCAGCAAAAUGAGAAUGAGGAGUCUGCAACUCUGAACUCUGAAACCCGAAACCUUUCCCCUGCAAUUUAUCUGCCACCAACACUAAUUAUCUUUCUUCACUGCAUCCAUCGCAUUUUUUCUCCACACCUCUUCCGGACAAUGGAAGCGGAACCAGACCAAAAGGAAGAAGCUCUCCGUCUCAAAACCAUAGCAGAAACGAAGUACUCCAACUCCAAUAUCAAAUCUGCUCUCAAACACGCCAAGAAAGCUCAUAGUCUCUGUCCAAACCUCGACGGUCUCUCAUCAUUGCUCACGGCCUUAAAGAUUCUCCGGGUAGCCUCUAAGACGCACUCUGACAUCACUGACUGGUAUAAGAUUCUCCAGGUAGAGCCCUUCUCUCAUAUAAACACAAUUAAGAAGCAAUACAAGAAGUUGGCUUUAAUUUUACACCCUGAUAAAAACCCAUAUUUAGGAUGUGAAGAGGCAUUUAAGCUUGUGGGUGAAGGGUUUAGGGUUUUGUCUGACAAGAUUAGAAGGAAAGAGUAUGAUAUGAGGUUGAGAAUUAAGCUUCAAGAAGAGAGGGUUAAUGACAAUACUGUGGUGGAGACAUUUUGGACUGCGUGUUCUAGGUGUAGGCUUUUGCAUCAGUUUGAGAGAAGGUAUUUGGGACACAAUUUGGUGUGUCCUAGUUGUAAGAAGAGUUUUGAGGCUGUGGAGGUGGAAGAAGGGGAUAAGGAGGAUGGUAUUGGGGCUGGGGUUAGAAUUAGGAGUGAGAGGUUGAGAAGAAAAGUGGUUAUUGCUGAGGGAUUCGGGAAUUUGGGUUCGAAGAAAAAAAUGGGAAACGAUUCCAGGGUAAAGCCAAGAGGUGGUGGAAGGGUUGAUGAGUUGAAUUCAAGAGGUAAUGCUGUGAGCAGUGAGAAGACUGGUAGUAUGGGUUUGAGGAGUAAAGUAGGUGUUAGUCAAAUGGGGGAUCGGAUGGGUUUGAGUGCUAACUUGAAGGUGAAUGAGCGUGGUUCUGGGGCAUGGAGUGGUGGGAGAUUGAGGACUGGAGGUUUGAGGAGGAAAAUGAGUACUGUUGAUGAAGUCUUGGAGAGAUCAAAGCCAAAAAGGGUGAAAGUUGGAGCAGAUAUGAUGACACUAGCAGAGAUGCAGUUGGAAGCAAAGAAGAAAUCUUUUAAAGAGAAGGCAAAAUUGAAGGAGAAGGAGAAGCAGAAGGAUGCAAUGAAGAAGAGAACAGAAAAGAAGGAAAAACUUGGGCUCUUGAAGAAGCUAGGAGAUACAAAGAUUAAGAAUGGUGGAGCUUCAAAGAAGAGUGGGGAGAUGGACCUUGAAGGAGUCACUUCAGAUGAGAGUGAGGAUUUGGGAAUUAAGAGGCGUGGUGCAUCAGAAAAGAGUGUAAAUAAAAAAGUUGAGCGCCCAAGGGGUUUGAGAAGUGGAGGUUUGGAGAUAAUGGCAGUGAAAGAUUCCGAUUUCUAUGACUUUGAUAGAGACAGAGUGGAGAGGAGUUUUAAGAAAGGGCAAGUGUGGGCUUUAUAUGACGAUGACAGAAUACCAAGGCACUAUGGCUUGAUUGAUGAAGUUGUUUCUGUGAACCCUUUUGAGGUGGAGUUAAGUUGGUUAGAACUUCAGUGUAAUGGGAAUGAAAAAUUAAUUUGUUGGGAGAAAAUGGGUUUUUACAUGUCUUGUGGGAGAUUUAAGGUUUCUAGGAAGACAAUUGUCAACUCCCUGAAUAUCUUUUCACAUGUCGUUGAUUGUGAAAGGGCAGCUAGAGAAGUUUAUAGGAUUUAUCCAAAAAAGGGUUCAGUAUGGGCACUUUAUAAUGAAGUUGAUUUAAGUGCGGAAGCAAGAAAUCAAUGUGCUAGAGAUAAGCAAUGCUAUGAAAUUGUUGUGUUUUUAACCACUUACAGUGAGAUGCAUGGAUUGAGCAUGGCAUACCUUGAGAAAGUUGAUGGAUUCAAGACUGUAUUUAAGAGACGUGAAGUUGGAUGUCAUGCUAUUAGAUGGCUUGAAAAUGAUGAUGUUCGCUUGCUUUCGCAUCAAAUACCUGCAAGGAAGCUUUCUGCUGAUGAGGUCCCUGCUUUUUUAAAAGACUGUUGGGAACUUGAUCCUGCUUUGCUUACUUCAGAUUUACUAGCUAUUGGUUGAGAUGAUGAUCUAUAUUUGAUAAACUGAUAUUCUGUUGGUAUAGCUCUUUUCUUUGGUGUAAAGGCUCAAGGUGGAAAACAUUGUCAAUGGCAAUCAAACAUGCAGAGAGGUAAUUAUUUUAUUGGCCAAUUUUUGUGCUUCUGUAGCACUCUGAUCUGCUGCAUUCAAGUUAUGAUCUUACAUUAUUUGGUAUAUAAAAAGCUAAAAUGCUGCCGUUGAUAGUUUGUCUCAAUCAUUGUUGCUUACUACCUCUUGAAAUUUUAGGGUUAUGCUCCUCUAUAAAAUGGAAAACUAAAGCUAUUGCCAAAAUAUUCUGUGGUUUGAAGAGUAUCUUUAUCAUAGUGGAAGUCUUGGCGCCAGUAAAUCAAUCCUGUGUUUGUCAAGACUACCGCGACUAGACUCUCAAUCUUUGAUAAGCCUGAAACUAUUGUUAUCGCAUUCAAAAUUUGCUAAGAACUUAGUACCCAUUGCUGGAAAGCUGUUGUACCAUCAUCACCAAAUUAACCCUUAGAAAAUCUCUUUCAUCUUUGUGAUUUUGCAUGCUAUUGUGUCCACGUUUUGUUCCUUUGGUGUUGGUCAAUACUAUCAUCACUGGAAUCUCAAACCUUGAUAUUCUAGAAUCUGUGAAAACACACCGAUUGGAAAAUAGAAAGAGAAAAGUGACCACAAGGAUUUUACUUGGUUUGGCAACUGUGCCCACAGCCACAGACAAGUGCUUGUUUCUUCACUACCAAAAGGAGAAUAUUGCAACCUAUUUGUUGUAAUCUAAUUCCUAAUAUGAAUAGCACUCUGCCCUUUGUUGCGAAGCUCCUCUACUUUGCUGGGAUCCUUUAGUGGACAAUCAAUUCCCCUCCAACAAAUUUGAGCUAUCACUCAAUAGAGGGGAAGUUGUAAACAUGCUUAUACUAGAGAUUUUAAUAAUUUCACUUUGUACCAAGUAGUUGACUUAAAAAAUAUGCUAGAAGUUUUCUCUUAUGCUGUUUCCCUACUUUGUUUUUCUUAAUCAUAUAGGAUUUUCAGGAUCAAGUUUGCCCAUAUUGUGGAAUCAACAAUAUGACAAAUUGAUUGUAAUUGGUCUGCAUUCUUAAGCAAUGUGGAUUUAACUUAUGACAAGGCUUACAAGAAUGUCAGUAACUUGCCUUUCUAUUGCACAAGGGCAAGAUUCAGUUUAUGGCAGAAACCUUGCAUCUUCUUCUCUAGCUGGCAGAGUUGAAAACAGGCCAUUUUGUUGUUUGCUCUCUCCAAUCAGUAUUUCUCAAAUUCUGGUUUUCAUCUGGAGUUGCAUUUUUAUUCAUUUGUCUGAUUUGGUAUGGGGCUGAUGCCUGAUUCAUAACAUUUGUGCAUAGGUUUUACACAGGUUAUCCAUUGUAUCUCACUGCACAUUUUAUGUGUUUAUGGAUGUCUUAUUCACCAAGAAGAUAGAAGUAGCUUUAAUGAUCUCAUAUAUUCAUACCAUCGCAUGAUAAUUGUACAAGUAUUUUGGAGGUUAUGGUAGACUUGACUGUAAGAAAAUAUUUUUGGCUGUUCAGUUUUAUUUUCUUCUACAUAUUUUGACUGUUCAAUAUUUUCCUAAAGUUUUUGUCUGAUUUAAUCUAUUUAGGUUUCCUUCGACUCUUGAUUGGUGAAAAAUGAAAAUGGUAACAAGGCCAUGGUAAUAUAUAUAUAUAUAUAUAUAUAUAAAAUUAUGUGCAAAAGGUUGGAGAUGGUCUUGUAAGAAUUUCCAGUUGAACUUAUUUUGUGAAACAUUGAAGGGUGUAGUGAAAGGAAUGGAAUGCCAUUACAGGAAGUCAUUGCUAACAUCCUAAAGCUAAAAAGGGUAGUAGGACCGUGAAAAGAUUUAAGUUUUCUUUGCCACCAUUGAUGAGCCUGAGCCUCAGGGGUGGACCCCCUUUUGGCUAAGUGGACCAAGGCUCUUGCUUUUGAGAUUGGGUCAUAGAGAUGUACCGUACCUUAAAGCUUUGGCAAAAAAGGUUGGUUUUCUGGUGGAGGUGCAGAGCUGCCCACAGUACAGUUCAGGUAUGGUUCAGCUGAAAAGGGAGGAUUAUUACUUAGUCGUAGAAUCUUAUUUAUACAUAACUGUUAAUGCACUGGAGGUUGUUGCAAGGAAAUCUAGAUUUGAUGUGUGUAGAUAUAUUGAAUGAAAAAUUUUUUGUUUGGGAAUGAGAUAAUUUCAUUUCUGUCCUUGCAAAAUCAAUUUCAAAGGAAAAAGAAUAUAUAAAAAUGAAAUAAAGAUAGUGACUUUGGUGGUGUUAUAGGUUUAUAUUCUUUGAUUACACGCAAUUGCAUUUGAAGAUCAUGCUGCAGUCAUUUGCAUAUGCUAUUUUGAUCAUCAAGAUUUUCUAAGCCAAAGCCAAGUCCGAGGAUUGAAAAUUCCAAGCCAGAUUGGCCUGCAGAUUUGACAAUUUCAUUGGUUAAAUAUGCAUCACAGUAGAAUUGCUUGUCAAGUUUUCAGAUCAUCGAGGAUCACACCGGGUUAUAAUACACUUCCCCAUUUUCAUCUACAAAUUGUUAUAAAUUUAAUUGAAAUUGUAAACCUAGGAUUAUGGUCUUUUCUGGAUUUUCUUUAAUCUGAAUGAUUUUCUUCCCACUUUGGUUUAGUAAAUUAUAUGACAAUUCUGUUUCUUUCUGA
Manihot esculenta (cassava) is the source of this 4779-nucleotide messenger RNA. RefSeq lists its product as uncharacterized. The record is from RefSeq and is a predicted model, not a curated record. The transcript is spliced from 2 exons. Bases 165 to 2150 code for a protein of 661 amino acids. NCBI's taxonomy places the organism in Eukaryota, Viridiplantae, Streptophyta, Magnoliopsida, Malpighiales, Euphorbiaceae.